Chlorella variabilis is the source of this 1131-nucleotide messenger RNA. RefSeq lists its product as hypothetical. NCBI's taxonomy places the organism in Eukaryota, Viridiplantae, Chlorophyta, Trebouxiophyceae, Chlorellales, Chlorellaceae. The transcript has 5 exons. The coding region runs from base 1 to 1131 and encodes 376 amino acids. The record is from RefSeq and is a predicted model, not a curated record.
AUGGGGGGCGCCUGGUUGUGGGCCGCCGCCCUGGUGGCGACGGCCGUCGUCUCAAUUAGCACCGCUUCCUGCCUGCAGAGGUCCCAGCCAUCAGAUUUGUGGAGAAGGUCACACCUGUGCUGGCUAGUCCCCUGCCCGGUGCACCCUCCAUCGGGACUCUCAGCCGAUGCAAAGCCAUUCUACAUGUUUCCUGCCAGCAAGACCGCCACCGCUGUCGCAAACCCCACUGACAAGCUGUGCUGGGUCAAGGUCAAGGCAGGGAAAAAGACGGGCUGGGUGGCCGCAUCCCAGGGGACAAACAAGAAACGUCAAUGCAGCGACGUGGACAAACGUGCUUCUUCUAAGAUCACCCCCCUCUUGGACUAUCUGUCGACGAAGUGCAGCGGUAAGGGGGGGCAUGGUGUGUGCGCACAUCAGGUCUGGCCUCCUUGCUGGGUGUCCAAGCGAUGGCGGGACGAGCAGUCCAAUUGCGUGGUGAAAUUGGUACUCCUAUAUGCUGCAGCUGCCUACUGCCCCAUGGUGACGGAGGUGAACGCCAACCUCAAGAGCCAUGGAGUGUGGACGAAAAAUAUCAUUGCCACAAAGCUGCUGGAGGAUCAGGGCAGCUGCUGCCUGGAAUGCAAAUCAACACCCAGGUGCGUUGGCACCAGCUACUAUGAAAAAUCCAAAAAGUGCAUCAUGACGAGCAACAUCUGGCAAGUGCCCGACCCAACCGCCGACCUCGAUGGCCUGCAAACCAGUUCAAAGGGGACCUUUGCGAGUACCCGAGGGCAGGAGGCAAUAGGUAAAGGUAAAGUUGAUGCAUACGUCACGUCCAACAAGCCGCUGAUCCUCUGGGAGUAUGUUAAAGGCUAUCAGGAUGACAUUGGCAACACGUAUGAAAACCACUACCGCAAGACAAUCACCAAGGCUGCCUACGCCAAGGUGUCGGUCAGCCUCAACCGGCAGGGCGUCGUACGCGACCCGGACGCCUUUGCCAGCAGCAUCCCGCACAAGCCGGGCGACUGCUAUGUGGACGUCUUGCACGACGGCCAGUUUAAGCUCAUCCUGAAGUCCACUGGCGGCCCGCUGGCCGACUUCCCCUGCUACAAGCCCAAGAAGGUGCUCUUGUCGCUCAACAAGUGUGGUUGA